CAUGGGAGGCGGAGUAUGUUGGGGUAUGGGGGAUACACAGGUCAAAAGCUCCACGUUGAGAUUGGGGAUAGAAGCUGGCUCAUGACCUCGAGCCAACUUCAAAUACUCAACUACAUCCUGCUCUACAUUCCAGCCCAGUAGGACUAUCCAGACAGGUGAAGAAGGAUAUACGCUGAAUUUGCUCGUCCGCUCUGAAACCCUCCAGCAGAAAAUCUCAACAUGGAAAAGCAGUCCAUCAAUGACAUUGGUCAGGCCCUGGAGGCCGAGUCAGUUCCCGAGCACCAUACUGAUCUUCCUCCGCUUUCCAAAAAGACGAAGCUCAAAGUCGACAUCCGCUUGGUUCUGACGAUUGGGAUGGUGUAUGCCCUAUCGGUGAUUGACCGUAUCAACAUUGGUUCGGCCAAAGUUGUUGGCAUGGCCGAUGACCUCAAAUUGGAUGUCGGCAACCGAUACAGUGUUGUGUUACUGGUCUUCUUCCCAGCCUAUCUCCUCGGAGAACUUCCUAGCAAUCUUGCAUUGGUGAAAUUUGGUGUUGCCAACACCCUUUCAGUGCUUGUGAUUGGUAUGGGAUGCUUUACGAUUGGCCAAGGACACAUCAACAGUUGGCAAGGGCUCGCUGUCAUGCGCUUUUUCCUCGGAUUGUUCGAAGGAGGGGUGUUCCCUGCUGUCAUUUUUUUAUGUGCGAGCUGGUGGCCACGCUACGAGGUACACAAGAGGCUUGCCUUAUUGUAUGGCAUCGGCCUUGUAUCCAGUGCUUUUGCUGGCCUGUUAGCAUAUGCCAUCGGUCUUAUGGAUGGCGACCGUGGCUGGAGAGGUUGGAGAUGGAUUUUCACGAUCGAAGGCACCGUGACAAUAGCAUUCGGUCUGCUUUUGCGUUGCCUGAUCGAUGAUUUUCCGGACCGAGCGACGUUUUUAUCCGAGGAGGAGCGAGCCCAAAUUGUUCGAAGAAUUGAAGCUGAUCGUGGUGAUGCCACGACGGAGAAGGUGACUCUGAAAAACGUGAAAGAUCUGAAAGAUUGGACCCUCUGGCUCACAACGUGGAUGUACUUCUGCAACGUUGUAGCGGUGUACGGACUUGCCUACUUCGUUCCGUCCAUUAUUGCGGUUAGUUUGCCCCUGAUGAAGCCAGUCUUGUCAUCCAUGUUGACCGUUUCCCAGGCCAUGGGCCACUCAGGCGUAAUGGCCUCACUCUAUUCUGCACCACCAUACCUGGUUGGUCUGGGAUUUCUGAUCAUAGGAGGUACGCUGGGAGAUUACUUCAAGCGUCGCCUGCCAAUCAUUCUCGUUCAGACGACCUUGGGAACUAUCGGCCUCGCCCUCAUGAGCCAGCCCCAACUAUCCGCCCAUGUGCGGUACCUAGGAAUCUUCCUUGCAAUCGCAUCUUGCCAGGCGAACAACACAGCAAUUUUGAUCUUCGGCCAGAAUAACGUCGUGGGCUCCGCCAAAAUGAACAUCGCCUCAGUGCUCAACAUCUCAAGUGGCACGAUCUCAGGUAUCAUCGGAAGCACUAUUUACACCGAGGCAACAGCACCGAAGUAUUUGCCAGGACUGGCGACGACUAUGGCGUUGAACGCUUGUCUGAUUCUAACGUGUAUUGUGGCGUGGAUCGUUCUGCACCGAAAGAACAUGCAAGCUGAUCAGGGCAAGGUCGUCUUUCACAAUCUCCCUGAGUGGAGAUGGACUUUGUAGGCUUCAGCUGAUGCCUGCUGGCAUUGUACACUGGAGAAUUCGGGCUACCAUCCGAGAGCUUCAUUGCAUUGCGCGGCCCGCGACGGGUCCUAUGAUCGCAAUGAUUUAUGACGAGUUAGUAUGAAGCAUUGAGGACAUGCGCCAGAACCGAAAAGGUGAUGGCGCCGAGCACUUUUACCGUCUUCCACUCAAUCUCAUACCGUAUAUAAAGAGUACCGUGAACGAGGUGGCACUUCGUAGAGAUUGACACGUUUGCGG
Molecule: messenger RNA, 1947 nt
Organism: Exophiala viscosa
Lineage: Eukaryota; Fungi; Ascomycota; Eurotiomycetes; Chaetothyriales; Herpotrichiellaceae
Product: major facilitator superfamily domain-containing protein
Exons: 7
Coding region: 220-1689 (489 amino acids)
Biological process (GO): transmembrane transport
Cellular component (GO): membrane
Molecular function (GO): transmembrane transporter activity
Source: RefSeq, a predicted model, not a curated record